Messenger RNA from Triticum dicoccoides, 2649 nucleotides. RefSeq lists its product as uncharacterized. Bases 1 to 2649 code for a protein of 882 amino acids. Lineage: Eukaryota; Viridiplantae; Streptophyta; Magnoliopsida; Poales; Poaceae. The transcript has 3 exons. The record is from RefSeq and is a predicted model, not a curated record.
AUGGCCAACGGCGGAGGCGGCGGUGGCGGCGGUGAGCACCUUGUCCAGAUAACAGCCGGCGGCGGCGCCGGGCAAGGCAAGGAUGCCGCGCCGGAGAAAUGGCUGAAUCGCUUCGUUCUUGCCUUUGUGCUGAUGGAGAGGCUGGGCAACGCGCUUGGCACGCUGGCAUUCACGUGGGCCACCGUCGUCCUGCUCGGCGGCUACGCCAGCAAACUCACCUCCGAUGGUGAUUUUGCGUUCGCGACAACCUUAAUUUUCUUAGAGGCCGUAAGAUAUACAAUUGGAUGUCGUGCCGCAUCAUUGUGGACUCUAUGGAGUCCAUUAGUUGCAAUCGUAUUGCUAGCUCCCUCUAUGUCAAAAGACCGGUCCAUGAUUCAAUGGGGAGUGUUUGCAGUACUACUUGUGGCAGUGGUCAUAGCAACAAUAAGCAAUCUGCGCUACAAAAGAAUCAGCAAACUAGUAGACAAUGUUCUAGGCAGCAAACAAGAAUUUUGGCGCAAGGUUACUAUAAACCUGUGCAUGAUUGCUGCUCUAGGGAUGCUGAUGUACAUGCUUGAUGAAAAUGAGAGAUCUAUGAUGAUCACAUUCGAGGUAUGUGCCCUAUUGAUAGUGUCAUUUGGCAACUUACAGAUUCCAGCAGCAGUUGUGCGGGUCAUGCUAGCAUUAAAUGAGCUUAGCCAGCCUGCUGCAUAUGAUGAAAGCAAGGAUGGCCAAAAAAACAUUAAAGCCUCUUUAAGAAUCUUCUAUGGGAUGGUGCUUGGACAAGGAAUACUCUAUGCCGUGGCCUGCAUGUUUGAGUUCUUUUCUUUCAUCCCUCGAAGAUCCCUCAUCCGCGGUGGUGGAUUUAAAGGUCAGUGGGGAAUGAAAUCUGUCAAUAUGUAUUACGCAUUUGCGUCAGAGAAAUGCAUGCAAGGGGGUGUGCUUGCUCCAAAGAAGAUCAGCCUCAGCACCUUUGCCAUGGGUUCUGUGAACUCGGAUUCAUCCAAGAAUCAGCUCGCCGGGAUACGAAUGAUGCACAACUUUAUGCAAAGUCAACCAACCAAGGCACAACUCCUUUCAAAACUCGCCACUUCUACCAAGACGAUGGCCAGAAUAAUCAGAAUGUUGGAUUGGACAAGUCCAAAGGAUACAGCUAUCAGAUUAUAUGCCGCAAAGGUCACUGCAGAGCUUGCAAAGAACCUCCGUGCAGGCACUAUCCCUGGUACAAUGCAGCUUGUAUCUGCACUUCUUGACGCUGAUCGCAGACUGGAAAGAGGAAACCCACUCCUAGACACUGAUGAUGAACACGAACGAAGACAAGAUCCAGUUCUGAAUACAGAAGAUAGCAGAGAGGUGGCUGAUAACCAAUUCCAAACACAAGCUCAACUUCGGGACACUGAUAUCCUGCUGGAAACAGAAAGCAGAUCAACCCAAGAAGUUGGCAUGAACAAACAGAACUCGUGCGUGCUCAGAUGCUGGCAGCAUAUUUCAGAAUUCUGGUCAAUACCCAAGGAACAGCUGCAGACAGACCACGAUCUUCUACCUGCAAUAGCGAUGUCAAUUAUUGAAAGUCUUGCUGGUGUUGACCAGGACAACUGUGUGGAGAUCAGCAAAGCAGCUGACCUCAUCCCGAAGAUCAUAAGAUUCACAAUCUGCAGAAUUGACACGAUGAAUACCAAGGCACAACCAGAGAUCCUGCUCAAAUCAUCACUGAAGGUGCUGCAAAGGCUCACAAGCAUUGGCAGGGAAAUCGGCAUCACACUGCGGUACAAGAUAACAGAACACCCCUUUCUAUUGAGUAACUUCUCAGACAUCCUUGGAGAUGGCAAGAGCAACCACAUAUCGAGAAAGUUGGUGGCAGGAAUCCUCAGAAAUAUUGCCGUUGAUGAGAAAACAAGGCAGAACAUUGGUCGCUUCCAAAUGAUCAUCACCAAGCUGAUGCAGGCAUUUUUCAACUCAGAAGGAACUAUGAGUACCAAUGCUGAUCACCUGUCACGGAAGGUCGCCGGGCAAGCACUGGCAAUGCUGACAAUACAAAGCGUCCAAAACUGCUUGGUUAUAUCGAAGGAGCCAGGGAUCAUGAAGGAACUCAAAAUCUUGAUCCAUGAUAGAAGGUACAUAUAUGUGGCGGCAAGCCUGCUGCGUAAUCUGUGCCUGCAUGCUCGAUCCAAGCUCAGAGAGUCAGACUUGAAGGAGCUAUCUCAUACCUUGAGAGAGGUGAGCCCUGCUAAUUCGAGCAACAAGUACACUAUUAGAGAUGGAAUACUGGACGUGGAUGGGGCAGAACUAGAGAUCCUGAUUGGCCUUAGUUCACAGAUAUGUAAAGUUAUUCCUGAAGACUUUACCAGAGAACUAGACAAUGGUCAGAUUAAGCAGAGAUUUGCGAAGAGGCUUGUCGACACAGUGAAUGCAAACAUGAAACCUAGUGCUCAUUGUCCUGGGAUCAGGAGAGUUAUACUCGAGCAAGUUAUACACUUGAUGGAGUAUAAUUCUCGCUAUGCGGAUUGCUUCAACGGAUUCGGGAUGAUAAAUGCACUAUCAAGGGUAGAACAAACACCAUCAAAGGCUGAAAACUACAUGCUCUUCUUGGGAGAUGCAGGAUUCAUGGAGUACGACACGCCUCUCUCUGAUCUUGUGGCCAGGGCAAAAGAAUUUAUGGGCUGUGACUGA